AUGAACCCUACAUGGCAUGCUCACUCUAUAGAAAUAGCACCUGAUGGAGAUGUGUCCUUGACCNCACAACAAGUUAAAGGCUUUAAGGUUCCACCUUGUAAAAGUUGUGGAGGUAUUUUAAAACCAGAAAUUGUAUUUUUUGGUGCCAAUGUGGCUAGACCAACAGUUCAUUUUGUAUAUGAAAGAGUAGAUGAAUGUGAUGCAGUAUUAGUGGCAGGAUCUUCCUUACAAGUAUAUUCAGGGUAUAGGUUUGUGAGUAGAGCUCAUGAUCAGAAGAAACCUGUAGCAAUAGUUAAUAUUGGACAAACAAGAGCUGAUAAACUUUCUACUAUCAAAAUUAAUUCUAAAUGUGGUGAUGUUUUACCUUUUAUAAAUAUAUGA
Molecule: messenger RNA, 381 nt
Organism: Lottia gigantea (owl limpet)
Lineage: Eukaryota; Metazoa; Mollusca; Gastropoda; Lottiidae
Exons: 3
Coding region: 1-381 (126 amino acids)
Molecular function (GO): NAD+ binding
Source: RefSeq, a predicted model, not a curated record